AUGCAGGAUCUUGAAACUCUGCGCAAUGGAGGCUAUCGCGGCCAAGGUCUGCAAAAGCUCAAAAUCACCGGCACUUUAGACCAUUUCCCCUCGGAAAUCCUAGAUCUAGCUGAAACCCUCGACCAUCUUGACCUCUCCGGGACCGGGAUUUCUGUUCUCCCCGAUGACUUCAGCAGGCUGCGCAAGCUCAAGGUCGCCUUCUUUUCCGACUGCCGGUUCGCCGUGUUUCCCAAACAGCUAUCAGAGUGCCCCGAACUGGAUAUGGUGGCAUUCCGCUCCAACGGCAUGACGACUAUCCCAGAAGGUUCCUUGCCACCCAAGCUGCGUUGGCUUAUCCUCACGAACAAUAGCAUCGAGGCACUGCCCCGAAGCAUCGGCCGCUGUUCUCGGCUCCAAAAGUGCAUGCUUGCCGGCAACAAUCUCACAAGCCUCCCGGAUGACAUGGCGGUCUGCAGUAAACUUGGCCUACUCCGCCUCUCCGCCAAUAACUUCUCUGACUUGCCAAAAUGGCUGUUUGAACUCCCCGAACUCGCCUUUCUGUCUGUUGCCGGCAAUCCCUAUUGCUCGAUCAGUCUCGAGGAGGAGCUUGCUCUGCUGCGCAAAGUGGACUGGGAGGAUGUUGAAAUGAGGGAGUUGCUGGGCCACGGAGCCUCUGGCGAUAUCUUCAAAGCGAGGUGGAUGCUCGCCGACUCGGUGGUAGAAGAGGUAGCCGUGAAGCUGUUCAAGGGGGAGGUGACGAGCGAUGGGACACCGCUAGAUGAGAUGGGCGCCUGCCUGGCAGCAGGUUCGCACGACAAUCUCAUCAGCACAUUGGCCAGCAUCAAGGGCCAUCCAGAGAAGCACGGCCUCAUCAUGCAGCUCAUUCCUCCCCAUUAUCAGAGUCUCGGCCUGCCGCCUUCCUUGGAUACUUGCACUCGAGACCGGUAUGCACCAGGCAAGAAAUUGUCAGUCAAGGUUAUUCUUGAGCUUUUGGGUGGCGUUGCCGCAGCUGCUCUUCACCUUCACAGCCGGAAAGUUUCUCACUGCGAUCUAUAUGCGCAUAACAUUCUCUUCAACGAUCACGGACACGCUUUGUUGGGCGACUUUGGCGCAGCGACGAUCUACGAGCACCUCGGCAGAUUCAACUUUGAGAAGCUGGAGAUACUUGCAUUCGCUCACCUCAUUGAUGACAUGAUUGGUGUUGCUCAUGUCGAGGAGAGUGGUGAAAGAAAGCAGAUUCUACAACGCUUGCGGGAGUUACACAUCCGCUGCUCCAACUCAGUCGUCUCUGAGAGACCUACCUUUGCUGGCGUCGUCGAUUCUCUCCAGGCAUUGGCAUGA
This is a messenger RNA of Colletotrichum abscissum, 1320 nucleotides long. RefSeq names its product serine/threonine protein kinase. Gene Ontology annotation, biological process: protein phosphorylation; signal transduction. The coding region runs from base 1 to 1320 and encodes 439 amino acids. The transcript has a single exon. Gene Ontology annotation, molecular function: protein kinase activity; protein binding; ATP binding. Lineage: Eukaryota; Fungi; Ascomycota; Sordariomycetes; Glomerellales; Glomerellaceae. The record is from RefSeq and is a predicted model, not a curated record.